AUGGCUGAGGCCCUUGGAGUUGCGGCUAGUGGUAUCGCCAUUGCGCAGAUCAGUGCCCAAGUUGGUGGUGCCGUCUUCAAGCUUAAACAGCUCUGGAACGAGGUGAAGGACGUACCCGACGAUAUCGCCGACCUAAUUGAACAGCUUGAUUGCCUAUCUCCAGUUGUGUGGGAAGUUGAGAACAAUUUCAACCAAGGUAGCUUGCCAUCAAUUUUCUGGGAUCAACUGGCUUCCAAUUCAGCCACCACCUACUGCCGCAAGGCUCUCCAGAACCUGACUACCAUGGCCGACGAACUAAACCUACAAAUCGACAAUGCCAGGAAAGGUCAUAGGAAGAUAACAGCGUUCAAAGUCCUGCUAAAGAAGGAUUCGCUUAAGAGGCUGGAGAGGCGCCUUGAAAACGCCAUUAGGAUGUUAACUCUGGCUCAGCAGUCCUAUCUCGUUGCUCUCACACGCGUGCAACCAGAUAUAAUCGUUGCAAGGUUUACUACUCAUAAACUCAACGAAAACCGAACUCAAAUCCAGUCAGAUUCUGAACCCACGACCGAGCCGGGAAAAGGGGAGAUCCUCACUCGGCGUCAAAAGUGGCCGCAUCGAAAUGGUACCGCUGCUCAACCGCGUUGCGAUCGCCUUUCAAAAUCCACCAAACCAGGAAUCUUUGGUCAUAUCUCAGUGAAUCGUUUCGUCUCAGGAUACGGAAUUCUACUCCAACCUCCAACGUGGCUCUCAUGGCGAUCAUGGGAACUUCAUAGCAUCAGAGCACACGGCGAUUGGCAGUGGAAUCUACGCUCUUAUUACAUUAUUCCCAUGCAUCAUAGAGCAUUAGAUGUGUUAGGGAAUGGAUCUCCACGGGAUGUACAGAAACUCUUUGAUACAAGGUUAUUAUCUCCUUAUGCCGGGGAUCAAUGGGGAUUUACGCCCCUUCAUCGAGCGAUGAAUUAUGGCAAUUUUCAAGUUGUCAGGUACCUCUUAGAAGAUGUCGGUAUGAAUCCUUUGGAUCGUGAUAAUCGGGGACGCUAUCCAGCAGAUAUGCUGUCAUUAUGGCAGCCCAAGGAAAAGUUUACCGAACUACUAUCCGACAAAAUGCUCGCGAAAAAGUCUCUAAUAUUUUCCCGCUUGAACUACCUUGAAUAUGACGAUAACGAAGAGAUACAAAUAUCGCAUACAGAAUGCAACUGCUGCGUCAGGGCCAAAAGCGUAGAACUAUACAAAAUGCUUCUUCCAUAUCAAUGUCCAUCGCAUGCGAAUACAUCGCUCAGGUCACGGAUAAAUGCAGCUGGUCUAACUCUAACCGAAUCUAUCUACGAAGACAGCUUCAGUCCCGAAGUGGUCAAACUGAUUCUAGAGCCAGAAUGGAGUACCAAUCCUCAAGCGAUAUAUUCCAAUACACCCAAUCCGCUGAUAAGAUCAAUUGCUUUUAAGAUGGGUGAGGGUCAUUUUGACCGGCAUGCACAAGACUGGUUCACAUUUGCAAUCGACGUGGUCAGACUUACUCCGGACCUUCACACAACCUACCUACACGAAGAUCCAUUUCUUUAUAAUGUAUUUUUGGUACCAGGAAAUACGGCAUUAAUGUCCUUGGCCACUGGUCUCUUCUGGUAUAUUGCGCGUCGUGUUCCAUGGUGUUAUUUUCCCGCAGAGUUUGCCGAAGUGUUGAUUAGCUGGCUUGAAGUGCUGAAACGGGCGGGCAUCGACCUAGAUGUGUAUGGUUACCGUGAACACGAGAUAUUCGUCAAAAACGAUCAGCAUUUUUUUGAUCUCAGGUCUUACUUUCAGCCGUCUUUCUCUGCAUUUUAUUUAGUGGAUUUCAAGUUUGGCCCAGAACCGGAAGAUUGGGAGUUCUAUUGGGCCGAACCUACUGACGAAUUUGCUGGAGACUUUUGGGACUUGAUCGAGAAUCCGCCGCUGCAUAUUCCGGGGUCCUGGGUGGAUUAA
Molecule: messenger RNA, 1935 nt
Organism: Annulohypoxylon truncatum
Lineage: Eukaryota; Fungi; Ascomycota; Sordariomycetes; Xylariales; Hypoxylaceae
Exons: 4
Coding region: 1-1935 (644 amino acids)
Molecular function (GO): protein binding
Source: RefSeq, a predicted model, not a curated record